Molecule: messenger RNA, 1073 nt
Organism: Aedes albopictus (Asian tiger mosquito)
Lineage: Eukaryota; Metazoa; Arthropoda; Insecta; Diptera; Culicidae
Exons: 2
Coding region: 179-679 (166 amino acids)
Cellular component (GO): extracellular region
Molecular function (GO): chitin binding
Source: RefSeq, a predicted model, not a curated record
GAUCGCCAUUGGGGGAGGGGACGGCUCGAUCGUGGAAGCCAAUUUUCCAAACGCCUCGGUGAAUCAGUUCCAAAUUGGUACUGAUCGCAGACGGUUGGUUAGCUCGUUUCGGUUCACUGUUCAGCUGGUUCAAGUGCAGUUUAUUUUUCAUUUCGAUAACCGCUGAGCAGCAGUCAAAAUGUUGAAGAUUGCUUUCGUUGCCGCCGUGGCCACGCUGUGUGUGGUCCAAUCCGUCAAGGUUGACUACUACGGCUCCCUCUACCAUCAGGACGAACUGCACGCUCCCUACAAAAGCGCCAAGGAACCCAAGCAGGACUUCAGCAAGAUCCCCGGCGAACCAGGAAUUGACUACCCGAUCUACCACGAGGUGCCACACACUAGUUUCAGCUGUUCGCACGUUCCGGCCAUCCCCGGAAUGUACGCCAACGUAGAAACCGGCUGCCAGGCGUACCACACUUGCCACGAUGGCCGCGAAGGAGACCAGGGUGCGUCGUUCCUUUGCACCAACGGAACCAUCUUCAACCAGAAGGAAUUUGCCUGCGACUGGUGGUACAACGUCAAGUGCGAUGAUGCCCCGGCCCUGUACCAUCUGAACGCCGACCCAGCGCACAAUCCCUUCGUGCCGAAGAAGAAGCCAGAGGAUGAGCUGCACCACGGAAAGUUCCUGAUCCACGUCUAAGCCGGGACCACCGCGCACCACCAGCGCAGCACCACCGACCGACCGUCAACCAGCCAGCAGCAGCGGUUGAUUCUGUCUUUAUCAAACUUUGUUCUCGUUUUUUUUCUUUCGUUGUUCCCGUUGCCCGUUCGGAAUUGUUAAGUUUUUGUGGAAAAGUUUCCCCUUCGGUUUCUUGAUUGUUUUGUUUCGUUUGGGAUUACCGAUUUUCUUGGCAACAGCAGCAGCAGCAGACCCAACAUGGUUGGUCGACGAAAGCUGUUGUUCUUGGUCGGUGUUUUCCCCGAGUUGUAAAUAUUUCGCUUUUACGCCAUUAUAAUGAUUUCGCGGUAGUCAGGUAGGAGUAAGCAGGAUAAUGUAGAAAAAUAUACGAGCUGAAAAUGAGGAAAAUUUCAAA